This is a messenger RNA of Leptopilina heterotoma, 970 nucleotides long. Its product is annotated as 23 kDa integral membrane protein-like. The record is from RefSeq and is a predicted model, not a curated record. Lineage: Eukaryota; Metazoa; Arthropoda; Insecta; Hymenoptera; Figitidae. The transcript is spliced from 5 exons. Gene Ontology annotation, cellular component: membrane. Bases 135 to 911 code for a protein of 258 amino acids.
GUUCGAAUAAACGAGGCUGUCUUGUUCACAGUAUACAAGUUUUCUUUAGCGAGCGGUAAUGAAUUCCAGUAACUCCGCUCUACUGCAGUGAUUUUGCUUUAAAACUCUAAUAAUUUAUUUUAUAUAAAUCUGUGAUGGCACGCAGUUUUGGCUGCUUACGUUACCUACUUCUCUCGUGCGUUGUAUUUUUUGGAAUUAUUGGAAUAAUUGUGAGCGUUACUUCUGGAUAUUCCAUUUAUCGAUUAUAUGAAUAUGCUCCUCUUACACCAAAUAAAGUGUGUGGACCAGCUAUAAUUUUAUUGGGAAUGGGAAUUUUAUCAAUUCUUCUUGCAUGGUGGGCAUACUAUUCAGUGGAUCACAACAAUCUAUCUCCAGCAGUUACGUUUAGUUUCUUUCUUGGAUUAAUCACACUUGUAGAAUUCUCUACAGGAAUUUGGUCUUUUGUUAAGCAUGAAGAAAUAAAUGAAAUUCCUGCCUUUGAAGCAAAAAAAGCUUUUUCUUUAGCUAUAACGGAUCAUAAAAAACUUUGGGAUCGUAUGCAAUCAAAGUUAGGAUGCUGUGGAUUAUACGGGCCAUCAGAUUACCGUGAUAAACAAGGAGUUCCUUGGUCAUGUCAUAAAGCAUCUUUAACAAAUGACGCAGAAAACCCGUACUUAGAAUCUUUUUAUAAAAUCGGAUGUCUUUAUUCAGCACAUCAAAACACGCGAUCAGUAUUAUUAAGUUUGUUUCUAACAUCACUAGGAUCUGUAAUUCUACAGGUAUGUUUUCUAGCAGUGACAACAUGCUAUUCUAAAGCAAUUAAGAAAAAAAAGGAAAAGCGGAAACAAGAUAUGAUCGACUCUGCAAGAAAUCGUUCUGUUAACAAGCCUGAUAAUCACAUGUUAAAACCUAAAGCACUACCUUUACCAUAAACCAUAACAGAUUUUAUAAUAAAUGUUUAACAUUUUUAAUAAAAAAUUAUCAACUCCAA